This is a messenger RNA of Sclerotinia trifoliorum, 1844 nucleotides long. Lineage: Eukaryota; Fungi; Ascomycota; Leotiomycetes; Helotiales; Sclerotiniaceae. The record is from the annotation of a GenBank genome assembly.
AUAAUCAUCCUUCAAUUAUUCAGAAAACUUUACUCAUCGCACGUCCCGACCGAAAAUCUUCCGUAAUACGUACGGAGUGGUUCAUUCAUCACAUUCUUUACCACUGUGCGCUUUUUUUUAUGAUACUCACAUUAUUACUCCGCAUAACAAAAUGAGCUCAUCAAACCCCCCGCCUUCUCACCAAGGGAGACCUCAACCUCAAGUUCAAGCAUGUCGAUACAAGACGGGAAAGACGCUGGGCGCAGGAUCAUACUCGGUCGUCAAAGAAUGUGUGCACAUUGAUACUGGCAGAUAUUAUGCCGCCAAGGUCAUUAAUAAAAGACUGAUGGCAGGCAGAGAACAUAUGGUAAUUCCUUCCUUACCCCUCAAUCGACACAUGGCCAAUAUACUGACAUGGCUCUGGUAGGUUCGGAAUGAAAUCGCUGUACUCAAACGUGUUUCCAUGGGACAUCAGAACAUCCUUACCUUGGUGGAUUACUUCGAAACGCUCAAUAAUUUAUAUCUUGUUACCGACUUGGCCCUAGGUGGAGAAUUAUUCGAUCGCAUUUGUCGAAAAGGUUCUUACUUUGAAUCCGAUGCUGCUGAUCUCAUCAGAGCAACCCUUUCCGCUGUAGCUUACCUCCACGAUCAUGGCAUCGUCCAUAGGGAUCUCAAACCCGAAAACUUAUUGUUUCGCACCCCCGAAGAUAAUGCCGAUUUAUUGAUUGCAGAUUUUGGUUUGAGCAGAAUAAUGGACGAGGAACAAUUCCACGUUUUGACCACCACUUGCGGUACCCCAGGUUACAUGGCACCUGAAAUCUUUAAAAAGACAGGCCACGGAAAACCAGUAGAUAUAUGGGCAAUUGGUGUCAUUACGUAUUUCUUAUUAUGUGGAUAUACACCCUUCGAUAGAGAUUCUAAUUUGGAGGAAAUGCAAGCUAUUCUCAUAGCCGAUUACAGUUUCACACCUAUUGAAUAUUGGCGAGGUGUAAGUCGAGGAGCUCGAGAGUUCAUCAAGAAAUGCCUUACAAUAGAUCCUACACAAAGAAUGACUGCCCACGAAGCAUUGUCACAUCCUUUCGUCACCGGAGAGUCAGUGUCAAAAGAUGGUAAAGGUAGCGAUUUACUUCCUGUGGUCAAGAAGAAUUUCAAUGCCAGACGAACUCUUCACGCUGCUAUCGAUACGGUGCGCGCUAUUAAUAAACUUCGCGAAGGUCAGGCUGGCAUGAUGGAUGGUGCGAAAUCUAUGGAUCCGGAACGUGGCGCUAAGCCUUUGAGUACGGUUAGUAAAGACUCCGGGUUAGGUGGGAUGGGAACAGGGGAUGGAGAUAGUGCCACGGACAUUGAUUCGGGGUAUGGUACCGUCGGUGCAAAUAAUGACGAGCGUGAAAACUUUAUGAGGGGUUUGGAGAGAACUUCUGGUCAUGGCCAAACGGAAGCACAGAUCGAGGCGCAGACCAGGAAAAUUGCAGAAACGACAAAGGGUUUAUGGUGUGCAGGAACGGCACAACUUUCAGGAAGAUGAUGAUCAUGAAAAGCACUUGAUAUUCCAACUUCGAUUCUUCUUCCUUCCCUUGGCUCUGCGAGUACCCUUUACCUUUUUUUUCAUCUUCUACUCAAGUUGCACUGGUCGAUGCAGCGUUUUACGAGCAUGUUUUAUUUUUCUCAUGGCGUUUAAAGUCCACUCAUUUUCGAAAUGAGGAUUUGAAGUAUUUUUUGAGCAGCGUUGGGUUGGGAAUCUGCGGUCGCGUAAGGCGGAUGACAUAUGAGACAGAUGAGCCAGAAACUCCCGGAAAUCUAGGGAUGUGCUGAGAAAGCUGUAGAUUUCUUAAUGACAGGAUACAUUUCAAAUAUGACAUGAUACC